AUGAAAACAGUUUUGAUAGUAAUUGCUUUAUGUUUAGUUGGUGCAACAUCGAUAUCACCAUAUACUAAAUUGAACUAUUCUAAAUAAAGAUCAAUGGCAGCUGUUUUAGCUGAAGUAGAGUCGAAGAUGGAAACAAACUCUCCAUUGGAUGCAGUUUUGAAUGUUUUAAAAUAAUUCAGAGAUGCAGUAAAUGUAGAAUAAGUAAAUCAUGAUUAAAUUUACAAUAUUGAAUAUAGUGAAUGUGAUUCAGAGUUUGAAUUUAGAAAUAAAGAAGUUGAGGAAGCUUCAAAUGUAGUUAGAGAUUCAACUGCUUAGUUGAAUAUAUGCAAAACCUCUAAAAUUAGAACAAUUAAUUAAUAAGAAGUUAAUUAAUAAUAAUUAUUCACAUAUUAAGAACAUUUAACAUUAGUACUUUAAACUGCUGAAAGUGAAUAAGGAUAUUUUAAAAAAAGAGGAAGAGAUUAUGAAGAUUCACUUCAUGCUAUUGAUGAAGCACUUGAUAUANCUACAUAUAAGAGUCAGGAGCUGCAUAACUUUAGCCUUUUAACGCUUUGGGUAAUUCCUAAAUUUUUUCUACAGUCACAAUUUGAUCUGAGUUUUAUUAGGUAUAUUCAAAUUAAAAAAUAAUAAAUUAAUUUGUAUAAGUAGAAUUAAGAUUACUAAAAUCAAUACUGGAUUUUUGAAAAACAAUCUACCAGGAGAGUGAUUGUUUAAUUCUAAUAGGAGAUUAUUAUUAUAUGUAUUUUUAUGCUUUAGGUGAUUAAUUAUUUCUUAAAAUGA
This is a messenger RNA of Paramecium sonneborni, 780 nucleotides long. Lineage: Eukaryota; Ciliophora; Oligohymenophorea; Peniculida; Parameciidae. The record is from the annotation of a GenBank genome assembly.